This is a messenger RNA of Brienomyrus brachyistius, 2717 nucleotides long. Its product is annotated as protein lifeguard 2-like. The record is from RefSeq and is a predicted model, not a curated record. The coding region runs from base 672 to 1421 and encodes 249 amino acids. Gene Ontology annotation, cellular component: Golgi apparatus; endoplasmic reticulum; membrane. The transcript is spliced from 13 exons. Gene Ontology annotation, biological process: negative regulation of apoptotic signaling pathway. Lineage: Eukaryota; Metazoa; Chordata; Actinopteri; Osteoglossiformes; Mormyridae.
AAGGAAUGAUCUCUGUUUAUAUAUACAUCACGUAACCCGUUUGUAUUUAAGCAAAAUGGAAUUAGAUUCUCUGGAUAAAGACAGUAUCAGACCCCCUGUAGAGAGACAGUUGGUAUGGUCCCCGCCUCCCUCACCUAGAUGUUGCCAGAACGUCCUUUUACCCCAGGGCGGGGGGAUGUUGUUAUGUAUUAGGAUUACCCUGCCCGUGCAGUAUAAAGAGCAUUUUAAUCUCACUGGCUGACAGUUGCCUCUUUUCCAAGCGGCUGGUUCGAGAUUUUCUCUCCCUCUGUCAUUCUGUGAGCAGAAAGGACUCCAACCAAGUAUCUCAAGAAAACUGCAGGAAAAUACACAACCUAAAGAAGAAUGUCGGGCAUCUGAACCGGAAUCAUGACCCAAGGCAAGGCAGCUUUUGGAAAACAAAGAGCAGCUUUCUGAGAAGACAAAACGGGCUUUGAGUCCAGCUCGGCCGGGGCGGGCAUGUUUGUGAAGCAGCCAAGCUGAAGAAGACGCUGAAGUUGGUGAGAAGAGAGGAACCUGCAGUGCAUUGAGACAACUGUGACUUUAUUAGGACACAAACCGAGAGCAAGAAACGCGUGUGACGCCAAGAUUGUGACAAAGUCAACCAACCAGAAAGACGGUUCUUAUAUACAAGACAGCAAGCUGGGAAGGCAAUGAGGGUGUCACCCCCAAGCUAUGAGGAGGCCACUACAGGCCCCCGUGAUACUGAGAUGCUGACAGGCUUUGGCUGGGAUGACAGAAACAUCCGGCGAGUCUUCAUCCGCAAGGUCUACACCAUCAUAAUGAUCCAGCUGUUGGUCACUCUGGCCAUCGUGGUCCUUUUCACCUUCUGUGAACCAGUAAAGAUCUAUAUCCAGACCAAUCCUGGGUGGUACUGGGCAUCGUAUGUGUUAUUUUUCAUUACAUACCUGACGCUGUCCUGCUGCGCUGAACCAAGACGGAGAUUUCCCUGGAACCUCCUGCUCCUGGUCAUCUUUACACUCUGCCUCUCUUAUAUGACGGGCAUGCUGUCCAGUUUUUAUAAUACCAAGUCUGUGAUGAUCUGUCUUGGUAUCACGGCAUUGGUUUGUCUGUCUGUAACCAUCUUUAGUUUCCAAACCAAGAUCGACGUGACUUCCUGCCAAGGUGUGCUCUUUGUCCUCUGCAUGGUCUUGUUAUUCUCCGGACUCAUCUUCCUUAUUGUGCUGCCUUUUGGAUAUGUGCCGUGGUUACACGCUGUUUAUGCUGCCCUGGGAGCUUUGGCGUUCUCUGUGUUCCUGGCAUUUGACACCCAGCUGCUGAUGGGUAGCAAACAUUACUCCAUCAGUCCUGAGGAAUAUGUCUUCGCAGCACUGAACAUCUACCUGGAUAUCGUCUACAUUUUCACUUUCAUCCUCCAACUCUUUGGGUCACAGCACGACUAAUUCAGUUACCUGGAAUCCCGGAUGUCCAUCACCUGCUUCUCGUGUGCUGGGGUGCCAGGCCCCGGCAGAGUAAUCACUGGUGGGCGCUUGAACAAGGCCCUUAACCCCAAGAUUGGCUCCAGAUAGAUGGCUGACCUUGCAGUCAGACCCCAAGCUUUGCUCUCACUUGUAUGUUUGCGUCUUAUAGGAGAGUAGGGUGGGAUAUGCGAAAACCAAAGAAUUCCUAUCGACAUGGCAAAUAAAGUAUCAUUUCAUUGUGUUGCUGAAGUGGUCAAGUCGUUUAUGGGAAUAUCAGGAUCCUAUAAAGGGCUAGAUAUUGGCUUCCAAAUUAAGUAUAAUUAUUUAACAUGCAGUUAGUUUAAUUAUUCAAACUUUGCCUGUUCUGAUCUGUAGUUCUGCAUUGCUGUUUAAUGUUAUUGCCCUUGGUUGUACCUAUUCAUUGCGAUGACCUAUUCUAUUCUAUUCUAUUCUAUUCUGUUCUAUUCUAUUCUAUUCUAUUCUAUUCUGUUCUGUUCUGUUCUGUUCUGUUCUAUUCUAUUCUUGCAUGUUAAGUUAUAUAAUAAAUGCCAUACAAAACACAGACAGUUCCGAAACAGCUCACCAUACAACCAAAUUUCAAUGUCUGAGAAGCAGUUUUUGAUAUAAAGCAAUACUUGUUAAAGUUAUAACUUAUGAAAUUGUAUAAAAGAGAUUUUACUAUAUACAUCAUUAGCAUUGUACGACAUUUUAAAAAUGAAAUUUAUUUUUAAAAUACAUUUUGGCAUUUUGGUCACUGGUGGCAUUGGGACACUAAUGUUACAUUUUAACAUAGUAGUUUUUUUAAUUAAAUUGCUUCCUCUGGGUUAAUGGUCAUCUUAGAGAAAAGCAUCACCAUGGCAAGGCAAGUCCAAAUUUGCUCAUUUUAUUUAAUACAUUUACAAAAUUUUGUUACUUUGGCUGCACAUAACGUACAUGUCACUGGUGUUAGGUGCUGUAAAGGCUGGGUCAUUGAAUUUUUGUGUAAAUAAUUCCAUAUAUAUAUAUAAUUGAUUUUAAAUAGUUAUACAAGGUCACUCUACCCCCCCCCCCCCAAUUAGGCAGCCAUUAAAAAAAAACUUCCGUUUUAGUCAGCAUGUCACUGUCACUGGUGUUACAUUGUGUCUGUGACACCUGUGUCAAAUGUUAAUGUUAUGAAUGAUCAGAACGAUUAAAAAGCUAAUAUGGAAAUUAUGUGUUUGUUAAUAUGUUUCUGUUAAUUUGCCCGUUUUAUAAAAUAAAAUGUCUAUUUUAUCAAAUAAAAUUCUGUCACUUGUGUUA